AUGAAGACCUCUCUGUCUCAGACUCUGUGUCCAGAGUGUGAUGAAGUCCUCUCUGUCUCAGACUCUGUGCGGCUGGUUGGAGGCUCUGGUCUCUGCUCUGGAGCACUGCAGAUAUGGGACCAGUCCUGGAUCUCGGUCUGUGAAGGGGCCUUGGACCUGAGGGGAGCAGAGGUGCUGUGCAGGGAGCUGGGCUGCAGGGGUCCUUCUGUCCUCCAGGGGGAGCUCUCUUCUCUGGGGCAGACAUUCCACUGUGAAGGCCAUGAGUCUGCUCUGGUGGACUGUCCCCGCUCCAGACCCAAGACCUGUCCCUCUGGACCCAGUGAGGACAUCAUCUGCUCAGAGCCGCUCAGGCUGGAGGGAGGAGCCAGCCGCUGUGCUGGGAUCCUGGAGCUCAGACACAGAGGAGAGUGGAGACGAGUGUGGCCUACUGGAGCCUGGCCCCUGGAGCAGACAGCAGCUGUGUGCAGAGACCUGGACUGUGGGUCUGCUGUUUAUGGCACAGACGUGUCUGGUUUACCACAGAGUCCUGUGUGGAGGGUCUCAGAGUUCUGUGGGAGUAAGUCUCCAGUGAGAGACUGUGCUGUGCCCUCUCCCUCCUCCAUAUCCUGGGGUCUGAAGAGUAUGAUGAAGACCUCUCUGUCUCAGACUCUGUGUCCAGAGUGUGAUGAAGACCUCUCUGUCUCAGACUCUGUGCGGCUGGUUGGAGGCUCUGGUCUCUGCUCUGGAUCACUGCAGAUCUGGGACCAGUCCUGGAUCUCGGUCUGUGAAGGGGCCUUGGACCUGCGGGGAGCAGAGGUGCUGUGCAGGGAGCUGGGCUGCAGGGGUCCUUCUGUCCUCCAGGGGGAGCUCUCUUCUCUGGGGCAGACGUUCCACUGUGAAGGCCAUGAGUCUGCUCUGGUGGACUGUCCCCGCUCCAGACCCAAGACCUGUCCCUCUGGACCCAGUGAGGACGUCAUCUGCUCAGAGCCGCUCAGGCUGGUGGGAGGGGCCAGUCGCUGCGCCGGGACAGUGGAGCUCAGACACAGAGGAGAGUGGAGACGAGUGAGGAAGACAGGAGGAGUCUGGACCGAGGAGGACUCAGCUGCUGUGUGCAGAGACCUGGACUGUGGGUCUGCUGUUUCUGGACGUCAGAGAGAUGGUUUUCCAGUCAGUCCUGUGUGGGUGAUCUCACCUGACUGCAUGAAGAGGAGGAAGACUAAAGUGAGAGAAUGUGUUGAUGACGACACUUUCUCCUCCUCGUUUGGUGUGGAGGUGAUGUGUUCAGACUUACUGAACCGUCCAGUCCUGUCCCUCUCUGUGACUGUGGGGGCCUCCCAGGUCCAGGACUCCCAGGUCCAGGUCUCCCAGGUCGGGGUGCAGGUGGUGCGUGUGCAGUUGGGGUCUCAGUUCUCGGUCCAGUGCUCGGUGAAGCCUCAGUUCCCAGGAGGCUCCUUCCAGCUGCUCUCUCCCUCUGGGAACCAUACCCUGCCUGCUGUCAAUCACUCUGCACACUUCCUGUUCAAUCACACUGGCCCCGCCCACAAAGGAGACUACACCUGUGUUUACCACCUACAGGUGUUCAACCACAGCUUCACCUCCGAGAGCGAGAGACUGGAGCUGAGGCUGGGAGUUCAAAGGUUUAACCCGAUCAUCAGAGUCCUGAUUAUUCUACUGAUGACUCUCCUGUUCAUCCUGCCACUGUGCUACUGCUGCUACAAGUUUGAUUUGAGAAGUGUUGUGGGGAGAGGAUCCAGCAGACAGGUGGAGGGCUUCAUGCUGCUUAUGAUCCUCUCCACUUCAGACUGGGAGAUAUCCAAGAAGGAGCCCGGAGCGACCCGGGGGAGAGGGCCCAGAGGGAGGGUAGCGACCCGGGGGGAGAGGGCCCAGAGGGAGGGGAGCGACUCGGGGGAGAGGGCCCAGAGGGAGAGGAGCGACCCGAGGGAGAGGAGCGACCCGAGGGAGAGGAGCGACCCGAGGGAGAGGAGCGACCCGGGGGGAGAGGGCCCAGAGGGAGAGGAGCGACCCGGGGGAGAGGAGCGACCCGGGGGAGAGGGCCCAGAGGGAGGGGAGCGACCCGGGGGGAGGCCCGGACUCUGUGUCGAGAGUGUGAUGAAGACCUCUCUGUCUCAGACUCUGUGUCCAGAGUGUGAUGAAGUCCUCUCUGUCUCAGACUCUGUGCGGCUGGUUGGAGGCUCUGGUCUCUGCUCUGGAUCACUGCAGAUAUGGGACCAGUCCUGGAUCUCGGUCUGUGAAGGGGCCUUGGACCUGAGGGGAGCAGAGGUGCUGUGCAGGGAGCUGGGCUGCAGGGGUCCUUCUGUCCUCCAGGGGGAGCUCUCUUCUCUGGGGCAGACGUUCCACUGUGAGGGCCAUGAGUCUGCUCUGGUGGACUGUCCCCGCUCCAGACCCAAGACCUGUCCCUCUGGACCCAGUGAGGACGUCAUCUGCUCAGAGCCGCUCAGGCUGGAGGGAGGAGCCAGCCGCUGUGCUGGGAUCCUGGAGCUCAGACACAGAGGAGAGUGGAGACGAGUGGAGCCUACUGGAGCCUGGCCCCUGGAGCAGACAGCAGCUGUGUGCAGAGACCUGGACUGUGGGUCUGCUGUUUAUGGGACACAGGUGUCUGAUUUACCACAGAGUCCUGUGUGGGAGGUCUCAGAGUCCUGUGUGAGGAGGUCUCCAGUGAGAGACUGUGCUGUGCCCUCUCACUCCUCCAGGUCCUCUGGUCUGAAGAGUGUGAUGAAGUCCUCUCUGUCUCAGACUCUGUGUCCAGAGUGUGAUGAAGACCUCUCUGUGUCUCAGACUCUGUGUCCAGAGUGUGAUGAAGACCUCUCUGUGUCUCAGACUCUGUGUCCAGAGUGUGAUGAAGUCCUCUCUGUCUCAGACUCUGUGUCCAGAGUGUGA
This is a messenger RNA of Knipowitschia caucasica, 2877 nucleotides long. The record is from the annotation of a GenBank genome assembly. NCBI's taxonomy places the organism in Eukaryota, Metazoa, Chordata, Actinopteri, Gobiiformes, Gobiidae.